GUUCAAUUGUUUCAUGAGGUAAAUUGCAUUGAAAUGCUCGGUUUCCACGCAUCGACAGUUCCGUUGAUACUGCCACCGAGUUUCGUGCUGUGAUUCAUGUAUUUAGUGCUUAAAAUAUUUAGUGUGAAAUAUAUAACUUGGAAUUGCUAAGGUUGCUUGUCUGCGAGAAGAUGGCGUCAGCUUGGCGAGAUCGAUGCUGCGGCGUGCCAUAUUUGCGCGCUAGAUGUUUCUUCAUAGGAUAUUUAAAUUUGGUUGCCAGUACAGUGGAUUUAGCUUGUCAUCUCGUCAUCUUAUCGGCUGUUACGAAUUUCUUCUCGUGUGACGUGGAUAUAAAUGUUCUCCAUAACAUAAACUGGUCAUGGCUGGAGCCACUGCUCGUGGUCAUGAACAUCGGGACCCACGGGUUCUACCCAUUUCCAUUAAUUCUGGGCUACUAUGACAGUUUGGGUGUCCGGGGCACCCCCCAUUGCUACCCGGGCAUGGUGCAUCUGUAUCUGAUCGACUUAAUUAACAUCAUGAUUCAUGUCGUGUGGCUGAGACUUGUGGUUUCCUAUAUCAAGGCCCUGCAUAAGAAAGAUGCUGACACCAUGCGCAUGUUCUUCAGUGUAUCCGUGAUCAAAAUAAUUCUGCAGUUGAUGUACUUUACGUACACGCCGCUCCAGUUUACAAUGUUCUCGGACACCCUGUAUAAUUCCUACUGGGUGCUCAAGGCUCUCGAUAUCUUUGUAGCCAUCAUAUUCCUGAUGAUGAUGAACAGCUACAUCAAGGCCGUCCGCGCCGAGAAGACUGCGCCCGCGCACGACCGCGACCAGCCGCCAUCUUACGACGAGUGCGCAGCGCGCAAAACCGACGACAUACCUUAACUUACCCAUUAUAGCAUUAUAUUUUGUAUAUUAUAAGUAUUUAUCUUACCGUCAUAUGACUGAAUAUUUUUAUCAUUUUUUCCAAAACAAUAAAAAUAAAGUUUUAUUAAAUGUAUUGUGAAUAUUUAAAAUAUAAUUACUGU
Molecule: messenger RNA, 1006 nt
Organism: Leguminivora glycinivorella
Lineage: Eukaryota; Metazoa; Arthropoda; Insecta; Lepidoptera; Tortricidae
Exons: 6
Coding region: 171-863 (230 amino acids)
Source: RefSeq, a predicted model, not a curated record